Molecule: messenger RNA, 876 nt
Organism: Paramecium octaurelia
Lineage: Eukaryota; Ciliophora; Oligohymenophorea; Peniculida; Parameciidae
Source: the annotation of a GenBank genome assembly
UAAAUAUGUCGCUUAAUAGUCUCAGUUCCAUUAUAGAAUAAGAGAAUGAAUAAGAAUCAUUUUCUUUUAGAAGUAGUAAAUCCCCAUUUUCAGAAUAAAAUAGUUUUUCUUAUGAUGAUGAAAUUAUCAACUAAUACGAGUAUAUUUAUAGAUCAUUUUAGUUAAUUUUACAAUUUAAAAGAUUCAUUUGAGAUUAUAAAAGAUCUUAUCAAAUAAGAUGAGAAGAAAAAACACUAACAAAAGUAAAAUCAGGAGAAACAAUAAAUAUUUUAGAACCGAUUACCAGUAUUUAAUCAACAAAUGAUGUAAAAGAGUGCUCAAUAAAAUAAUCAACAAAUAAAAUCUUAGAAAAAAGCACAGCAAUAAAAAUAACAUAAGAGAAGUCACUCAGAUAAACUAAAAGAUUCCAAAGAAAAGUUAAAUUUAAAUGACAAAUAAUUUAAGGGUGAUUAAGAUAUUGAGCAUAUUCUCGAACAAUUCGACCUAUUUGAAUCUUGUGCACAUUGUAAAAUUAAAAUAAAGAAAAACAUUUUGAAGGCUCAUGAAGAGUAAUGUGUUUAUAAAGAAACAAAUUAUGAUGAAAUCCACUGUCCAUAUUGCGGUGAUAAUAUUGUCAGGGCCUUUAUUAAUGACCAUUUCGAAGAGUGUCUUUCGUAUAUCGAGGAUAAAUUUGAAAAAUUAGAAGGAAUUCAAGAAUGCAGUAUAUGCAUGAAUGAAAUUGUUGAGAAUAAAAAAACACUUAAAUGCAAACAUUACUUUCAUUCAGAUUGUAUUUAAGAUUGGCUUGAAAGAUCAAAAAUAUGCCCAGUUUGCAGAAUCUAGAUCUGAAACUGAAUUCUAUUGAAUUAUUGAAAAUUUUUAUAAAAUCUAUUACCC